UGGUUUCAUAACAACGGCUCCGUCCGGUGUGUCAAUGUGAAGAAUAUUGAUUACCAACGCAAACGCGUUAGAAAUAACAAUAGUUAUUGUUAUAUUUUACGUUGCUAUGUUAUGUAAUUGCUUCAAUUACAGGAUAUUGAUCAGUCAUGACAACUAAGCAAAUUCCAUCCGCCAAUGAAGACCACAAGAUGCGGUUGAAAGCUCUAAAACAGCUAGAUCCGAUGCAGGCACUGAGUGCAGAUCUAAGGUUGCCAGAGCCCACUCCAGAAAACGUUGGCAUUUCUGAAGGCCUUAAGAGAAGCCACCAAAACAAUGAGGUCCUUGAGAAGUUUGCCCAAAAUAUGACCGAGAACAUAAUCCAGUCGUUUAUAAGCCAAAUGGCAAUGGCGGAACCUGAGGCGGGCUGUGGGGUGUCCGGAUUUAAUCAAAGCCAGGAGAUGUUAGCUGAAGAGUUAGCCUCAGCAGUGAUUGAGGUUGCUCUGAGGGAGGUGUGUAGAGGUCAAAACGUGGAGGAUCACCUAGAGGGUUUCCAGAGUUCAAGAUCAGCUGGGGUAAAGAUGGAUGGUGAACAGUCUUUUAUGGAUGAAUCUGAGAGCGAAAAACACUUUUGGGGCAUGAACACAGAGAUGGAUCCAGGCAAAGAAAUCCAGACUUCCAAAGACACCCAGCCCUGCUACCCACCUCUGUCCCAGUCAGGGCUCCCCGUCGUGGGAUCCCUCGACUACCCGGACGCCCCUCCAACCACGCCUCUCCUCCCUGAGCUUGAGAGGAGCAGACACAGUUUCGCCAGGAAGCUAAAAGGAGGCUUGGCGAAGGUUUUCCUGCCUUCACCUCCUCCGCCAACCCCAAAGGACGAAGCGGACGACUCAGAAAGUGCCGUCAACGACCCCCGGGUGAAGUUAAUGGAGCAUCUGAUGCACUCACUGCCCACAGAUGAUUUGGCAAGUGACUAUUUUGAAGUAGGACCUCACCAUGGUGCAAAGAUGGAGGCUUUUGCGGAGGCUCUUUCAUGUGACAUCCUUGACUGGGUCUUGCGCGCCAAAAACAGAGAGCAGGUAGCCGACAAUAGCGAUCUUCAUCUACUAGCCCAGCAACUGGCUGAAACCAUCAUCACCUCCUCCCUUGAUGAAGCUAAAAUGGUUGUCUAGUGUUUUAAUGUGAUUAAUGGGAUCAUAUUUGUAAUGACUAGUAAACACACACACACACACACACAAAAGAGCAAAAAUAUUGAUAUCCACUGACACGUUACCUCCAGGCUGACUGCCACUGCCUGACAUUUUCAAUGAAGUGUGUUUUACUGCAAUAAUGUUGUUCUAGAAUCUGAAGUAGAUUUUUUGGGACAAAUGUAUUUCUCAGUAAAGUUCACUCAAAGCUCAUCCAGAUGAAGUGUUUAAUUGUGAAAUAUUACCUGUUUAUUGCAGAAACUAACCAGAGAUCCAACAAAAAGAUGGUUGACUCAUAGUAACGAGCUGUGGCACGUUUGUCCUGGAAGCAUUUUAGAUGCUGGAUGAUGAACCUGAGGCAAUGGUUUUAGUCCAAGAUGAAUAAAAAGCACACUAGCAGGAAAACUCUUAAUAGUUUUUAAUGCAAUUUUAACUUGGAUCCAACUGCAGUAAUCAUAAAUGUCCUUUAGAUGGCAACACAGGAGCAAUGUAUCUGAGUAUUUUCAGCUUGAGGUCAGUGAGGUUAACCUGACAACAAUUGAUUUUUAAAAAGUUUUGUUGUUUUAUAUAUAUAUAUAUAUAUAUAUAUAUAUAUAUAUAUAUAUAUAUAUAUAUAUAUGUAUAUAUGUCAGAUUGUUGAAGCUUUAUUUGUCUAUGUGCAUUGUCAAUAACUUGUUUGUCUUGAUUUUGCUUUACUGCUCAGGUCUUCUACAAUACAAUACCAGAAUAAAGACUUUAUUUUUGAAUAUGAA
Molecule: messenger RNA, 1915 nt
Organism: Siniperca chuatsi (mandarin fish)
Lineage: Eukaryota; Metazoa; Chordata; Actinopteri; Centrarchiformes; Sinipercidae
Exons: 3
Coding region: 147-1148 (333 amino acids)
Source: RefSeq, a predicted model, not a curated record